Corylus avellana is the source of this 3363-nucleotide messenger RNA. Its product is annotated as protein NRT1/ PTR FAMILY 5.10. Gene Ontology annotation, biological process: dipeptide transport; transmembrane transport. The record is from RefSeq and is a predicted model, not a curated record. Gene Ontology annotation, cellular component: membrane. NCBI's taxonomy places the organism in Eukaryota, Viridiplantae, Streptophyta, Magnoliopsida, Fagales, Betulaceae. Gene Ontology annotation, molecular function: dipeptide transmembrane transporter activity; tripeptide transmembrane transporter activity.
UUAAAUUCUCGAAAGCAAAAUGGCCACCAUCGAAACACCACUGCUAUUGGACCCCGUCGGUGGUGUCGUCGACUACAAAGGCCGUCCGGUCCUCCGAUCAAACUCUAGCGGUUGGAGGUCCGCAUCUUUCAUCAUCGGUGUGGAAGUGGCGGAGCGGUUUGCGUAUUGUGGGAUCAGCUGCAACCUUAUAAUAUAUUUGACGGGGCAGCUGGGGCAGUCAACGGCCACCGCGGCCGAGAACGUCAACGCGUGGAUCGGCACGGCGGCGCUGCUUCCUCUUUUGGGUGCGUUUCUGGCCGAUUCGUUUCUGGGCCGCUACCGCACUAUUGUCAUUGCUUCUCUCAUCUACAUUCUCGGACUGGGGUUGUUGACUCUGUCGGCUAUGCUUCCUUCUCUAAGCACUUCUUCUGACAACUUAGACACCAAAAUCGUACUGGGUUCUUCAAAUCAGCUCCAAGAAAUCUUAUUCUUUGCAUCUCUGUAUAUAGUAGCUGUUGGGCAUGGGGGGCACAAGCCUUGUGUUCAGGCUUUUGGGGCGGAUCAGUUUGAUGGGCAAGAUCCAGACGAGUGCAGAGCCAAAAGCUCAUUCUUCAAUUGGUGGUUCUUUGGUGUAUGUGCGGGUGGCGCAGUAACAACAGCGAUAAUGAGCUAUAUACAAGACAACCUUAGCUGGGGCCUAGGAUUUGGAAUCCCCUGUAUUGUGAUGAUCUUUGCUUUGGGCGUCUUUUUGGUUGGCACUAGGACUUAUCGGUAUAGUGAGAAAGGGAAGGAGAAAAGCGCAUUUGUGAGAAUUGGUCGUGUGUUUGUUGCCGCACUGAUGAACUGGCGGACCACCGCUUCCACUGUAGCUACUGAAGAGGAGGAAGUUUGUAGAGCCCUCCCGCACCAUAAUAGCUGCCAACAAUUCAAGUUCCUCAACAAAGCCUUGCUGUCUUCAGAUGCUUCAAAAGAAGAAGGCGAGGUUUGUACCGUCAAUGAGGUUGAAGAAGCAAAGGCAGCUCUUAGGCUUGUUCCAAUUUGGGCAACGAGUUUGGGAUACAGCAUUGUGUUUGCGCAAACCUCAACUUUCUUUACAAAACAAGGGGCUACCAUGGACAGAACAAUUUUUCCGGGCUUUGACAUACCAGCUGCUGCGCUACAAUGCUUUAUUGGACUAACUAUUGUACUCUUCAUUCCAGUUUAUGAUUGCAUUCUUGUUCCUACAGCAAGAGCUUUCACCAGGAAGCCUAAUGGCAUCACAAUGCUGCAGAGAAUUGGAACUGGGAUGGUUAUAUCUGUCAUCAGCAUGGUUGUUGCAGCUCUAAUUGAGAUGAAAAGGCUCAAAACAGCUCAAAAGUAUGGGCUGGUUGAUAUGCCGGAUGUGACCAUUCCAAUGAGUAUUUGGUGGUUAGUUCCUCAAUAUGUUUUGUGUGGAAUUGCUGAUGCUUUCACCUUGGUUGGUCAACAAGAAUUCUUCUAUGAUCAGGUCCCAGUUGAACUGAGGAGUGUGGGUAUCGCCCUCUAUCUCUGUACUAUUGGUGUUGGGAGUUUUUUAAGCAGCUUUCUUGUUUCCAUAAUUGAGGAAGCAACUAGCAAGGAUGGCCAAGAUAGUUGGUUUGCUGAUAAUCUGAACAAGGCACAUCUUGACUAUUUUUAUUUGGUGCUUGCUGGAAUCAGUGUAGUUGCAUUCGUUGCAUACUUGUAUUUUGCAAGAUCUUACAUUUAUAAAGUCGGUGGCGCCGUUGACUUUGAAGGCCAUCCAGUCCUCCGAUUAAAGUCUGGCGGUUGGCGGUCUGCAUCUUUCAUCUUAGGUGUGGAAGUGGCGGAGAGGUUCGCCUACUAUGGGAUCAGCUGCAACCUCAUAACGUACCUCACUGGGCCGCUCGGCCAGUCCACGGCCACCGCGGCCGAGAACAUCAACGCAUGGUCGGGCACGGCGAUGUUGCUUCCACUUUUGGGGGCAUUCGUGGCCGAUUCAUUUCUGGGCCGCUUCCGCACUAUUGUCAUUGCUUCUCUCAUCUACAUCCUAGGACUAUGCUUGUUGACUCUGUCGGCUAUGCUUCCUUCUCAAAGCACUUCUUCCGACUCCAUAGACACCAAAAUCAAACUGGGUUCUUCAAAUCAGGUCCAAGAAAUCUUAUUGUUUGUAUCUCUGUAUAUAGUAGCUGUUGGGCAGGGGGGGCACAAGCCUUGUGUUCAGGCUUUUGGGGCGGAUCAGUUUGAUGAGCAAGAUCCAGAGGAGUGCGAAGCCAAAAGCUCAUUCUUCAAUUGGUGGUACUUUGGUGUGUGUGCGGGCAGCACUAUAACAACAGUGAUGAUGAGCUAUAUACAAGACAACCUUAGCUGGGGUCUAGGAUUUGGAAUCCCCUGUUUUGUGAUGGUCUUAGCUUUGGGUGUCUUUUUGGUCGGUGCUAGGACUUAUCGGUAUAGUGUCAAAGGGAAGGGGAAAAGCCCAUUUGUGAGAAUUGGUCGGGUGUUUGUUGCUUCACUGAGGAACUGGCGGACCACCCCUUCAGCUCUCCCGCACCAUAGCUCCGAACAAUUCAAGUUCCUCAACAAAGCCUUAGUGUCUCGAGAUGGUUCAGAAGAUGAAGGCAAUGUUUGUACUGUGAAUGAGGUUGAAGAAGCAAAGGCAGCUCUUAGGCUUGUUCCAAUUUGGGCGACGACCAUGGGAUACGGUAUUGUGUUUGCACAAGCCACAACUUUCUAUACAAAGCAAGGGGCUACUAUGGACAGAAAAAUUUUCCCUGGCUUUGACAUACCAGCCGCUUCACUACAAGCCUUUGGUGGCUUGGCCAUGGUACUUUUCAUUCCAGUAUAUGACUGCAUUUUUGUUCCUAUAGUAAGAGCUUUCACCAGGAAGCCCCGUGGCAUCACGAUGCUACAGAGAAUUGGAGCUGGGAUGUUUCUGUCUGUGAUCUGCAUGUUUGUUGCAGCUCUGACUGAAAUGAAAAGGCUCAAAACAGCUCAAGAAUAUGGUUUGGUUGAUCUGCCAAACGUGACCAUUCCAAUGAGUAUUUGGUGGUUGGUUCCUCAAUACAUUUUGUCCGGAAUUGCUGAUGUUUUCACCAUGGUUGGUUUGCAAGAAUUCUUCUAUGAUCAGGUCCCAAUUGAAUUGAGGAGUGUGGGUCUCGCCCUCUAUCUCUGCAUUGUUGGUGUCGGAAAUUUUUUAAGCAGCUUUCUUGUUUCCAUAAUUGAGGAAGCAACUAGCAAGGAUGGCCGAGAUAGUUGGUUUGCUGAUAAUCUUAACCGAGCACAUCUUGACUAUUUUUAUUGGGUGCUUGUCGGAAUAAGUGUAAUUGCAUUCGCUGCAUACAUGUACUUUGCAAAAUCUUACAUUUAUAAUAGGCAAAGUAAAAGAUGAAUACAGUUCCCUUGCUGUAA